Messenger RNA from Parasteatoda tepidariorum (common house spider), 2979 nucleotides. Its product is annotated as zinc finger protein ZFP2. Lineage: Eukaryota; Metazoa; Arthropoda; Arachnida; Araneae; Theridiidae. The record is from RefSeq and is a predicted model, not a curated record.
CUGUAAGCUAACUUGCCUUUACAGCAUAAAUAUUUUUCUAUUCCAUUUUACAGUUAUCAACUUGUUUACGUUAUUGUUAUUUUGUAUUACAUAUUUGAUUAAAAUUAUAUUAAAUUAUCAGAAAACUUACAUGAACAACUCCCAAUUAAUGAAUUAUGGUACGUAAUAAGCAUCUAACAAGAAGUAAACUUCGUAAAUGCCUUUAACUAACCUAAUUGUUAUAUAAUUACUAUUAUACUGAUUUUCUGUUUACAAGUUAAAACUAAACCAUGUUUGAUUUUGAUUAUCUUGACCAAGACGAAGCCUAUGAUCCCGGAUAUUACGAUGACCCUCCUCCGAAGAAAAAACGUAAUCGUAAUCCAAAAGGUAAACUUUUCAAAUGCGAAGUCUGUACCAAAGUUUUAUGUGACAAUAGUAGCUUGAUGAGGCAUAGACUCAUUCACACUGAAGAAUUAACCGGGCAACCAAGAGAGAAACCUUUUGUUUGUAAUGUUUGUGGUAAAGGUUACACCGAGAAGUCUACGUUGAGAAAACAUAAAAUCAAUCAUGUUGUUGCAAGGCCUGAGGAAUGUACAAUCUGUGGUAGAGGUUUUUAUGAUAAAGGAACGUUAAAGCGACACAUUAGAACUAUUCACGUUGACGAAAAACCUCAUGCGUGUGACCAGUGUGACAGACGUUUUUACAGGCUUUAUGAUUUCCGUAAUCAUUAUCGUAUGCAUACUAACGAGAGGCCAUUUAGCUGUGACGUAUGUCCGAAAAAGUUUACAACUAAAAGUAACCUAAAUAAGCACUUGUGGGUUCACAAAGAAGAAAAGCCUUAUGUUUGUGAUAAAUGUGACAGAGGUUUUGGACAUUUAAAAACUUUAAAGUACCAUAAAUAUACUCAUGAUGACAAAAAGCCAUUUCCAUGUGAUCAGUGUAAUAAAAGUUUUAUUAAAGUUUUUCAAUUAAAUGCACAUAAGAUGUCCCAUAUGAAUAAAAAGCCUUUUUAUUGUGAUAUCUGUGAUAAAGGUUUUACUUUGCGUCAAACUUAUGUUGAGCAUUGCAAGUAUCAUAAUGGUGAUAAACCAUAUGAAUGUAAUGUAUGUUCAACACGUUUUAGCACUAGAUCUAAUGUUUUGAGGCACAAACGCAAAAAACAUGGUGAUUCUGAGCUAUCUAAAGAAACGAACGAAUCUAAUAAGCGUAGACGAAAAUUUAAUAAGCCUGACGCAUACACUUGCGAUAUAUGUUAUAAAACCUUUCAUGACAGUUAUAAUCUUUCUAAUCAUAAGCGUCGUAAACAUAACAAUAAUGAGAAAUUUAAACAGCUCUAUGAGUGCGAUAUUUGUCUAGGACUAUUUCAUGAUGAAUCGGAAUUUAUGGAUCACCUUUUAAAACAUGAUGAAGAGAAUAUUUUUCCUUGCAACGUUUGUGAAGAAGAAUUCUCUGCAGAAGAAGAUCUCAAUUUGCAUUGCUUAAAUCAUAAACUCGAAGCAAGUGGUUCAGAAAAAAAAUUGACUAAUAUUCCAGCGUUGCGUUCAUUUGUAAUGAGUACAUAUAGUGACGACAGCGAAGAUGAUGUAGGUGAUUCGGAUGAAUCUGUUAGCAGCUCAAAUUAUCAAACUUAUACUAAUACUAAAAAAACACCACCUACCUGUACAACACCAAAUAUACAUUACAUUGUGUUAAAAAAAGAAGAUACUAAUUGACUAAGUUAAACAAGGCUGUAUUGGAUAGAUAAUAGCGAGAAAGAAAAAUUACUUUUUGUGUUGUUUAUCCUCCGAGACUGAAUUUUUUUUUGUAUUUGCACAGAUUAUUUAAUAACAAUGUUAAUCAUUUGAGACUAAUUAGUAUUUUCAAUCAAAUCAAUAAUUCUUUGUUUUUUAAAUUUUAAAAAAAAUUCUUAUUCUGUUAGUUGAGUGAUUCAUAUUGUGUAAAUGAAAUAUCUAAUAUAUAAUAUUUAUUAUCACUUGUAUAAUAUAAUUAUAUUCUCUAAAUUAUAAAUGGUUUAUAAAAAAAAAAACUACAAAAUUGAUAAUAUAGGAAAUAAUCAGAUACCUUCUAUCGUAUCUAGGAAGUACACUCUGUGGUCCUCAAAUGGUCUGUGUAUAACCCUGUACCUAGCAAUUAAACAUUAAUUGGAAAAGUUAUCAUUAAAUACUUUAUAACUCUUUUUCAAAUUAACUUUAAUAACUUUUAAAAAAACUCUAGAAUUAAAUUCGAAAUGUUAAGAUAAGACAAAAGUUUUAAAUCUUAACAGUUUUUUAUUUUUUUUAAAGAAAAUCUUAAGUAAUCAAUGAUAUAGAAACUGAAUUCAUUUCGGCUUUCUAACUGCUAAUUUUGUUUUCUUAGUUGUUCUUCCUAAAAGUUAUGUACCCUUAUUGUACAACUUAGUUCAUAUUAAAUAUUGUUGAAAAUAUAUAUUGUUAAUGCUGGCUAUAGGUAGGACUUGAUUGCUUUCCUAUAUUACACAACAAACUUUUUAAUGUUUUCAAUUGUUACUCUAUUUUGAACUGUUGCUAAACUAUGUUGAGCCCUUUUAAAUAUUUUCUUCAACAAAGCCCCUUGGAAAAUUCAUAACUCAUAAACUCUGUAGAUUUCUACUUAAAGUUACAGACCAAAGUUAUUAUUAUUACUAAAGUAUUAUCUUUUCAAAUUUUGAUUUACCAAUAUUAUAAAUGAUAAUUUUUUAUUAUUGCUGAUGUGGACUGACUAGAGUUCUUGUAAUGCAGGCAAAACUCUGGCAAAUGCCUUACAUUUACGACAGCUCUGUCGUGUGUGGAAAAGAUUUUCAGCAAGAGAAUUAUUGUACAAACUUUUUUAGAAACCUUAACUGGUUGAAUUGUUAUAAAAGGCAUGCUAAUAAAAAGGCUAAACUGUUUUUAUUUUUAUUAAUUUAUUAGAACUUCGAUAAUUCAUUUCUUUAAUAAAUACAUGUAUAUUCUGCUAUAUAAAAGUAUGAUUGAAUUGAAGGAAAUAAAAAGUUUUUAAAUUUUA